Esox lucius (northern pike) is the source of this 1966-nucleotide messenger RNA. RefSeq names its product deoxynucleoside triphosphate triphosphohydrolase SAMHD1. The transcript has 15 exons. Gene Ontology annotation, biological process: defense response to virus; dGTP catabolic process; regulation of innate immune response. The coding region runs from base 215 to 1570 and encodes 451 amino acids. NCBI's taxonomy places the organism in Eukaryota, Metazoa, Chordata, Actinopteri, Esociformes, Esocidae. Gene Ontology annotation, cellular component: nucleus. The record is from RefSeq and is a predicted model, not a curated record. Gene Ontology annotation, molecular function: dGTPase activity.
CUUGUUAGUAAUCCCUAUAAAUCCAAGAAACUGCAGUAGUUAUGUUACCAGUUUAAUAGACAACAUACUUGAAUGCCCAGCAGCUUUAUAAUACUUUGCAUUAGUGUUACCCACACCUUUAACGUCUUUAUUUUGUUACCAAGGCUGUUCUAUCACACAAGACUCCUAGCAAUCAACACCCGCUGGCAUUGGAUCUAGACCAGGAAGAGGAGAAAUGGAAGAGCGAAGGAUAUUUCAAGGGAAUGAUAACUGUAAGGUGUUUAAUGACCCCAUCCAUGGCCACAUAGAGAUGCAUCCUCUGCUGGUCCGUAUCAUCGACACCCCUCAGUUCCAGAGGCUCCGCCACAUUAAGCAGCUGGGAGGAACAUACUUUGUCUUCCCUGGAGCCUCCCACAACCGCUUUGAACACUCCAUAGGGGUUGGACACCUGGCAGGUCGGCUGAUCCUGGAGUUGAAUGAAAGACAACCGGAGCUCCUCAUCACCCGUAGAGACAUCCUGUGUGUUCAGAUCGCUGGGCUCUGUCACGACCUGGGUCAUGGUCCUUUCUCCCAUUUGUUUGACGGGAUGUUCAUCCCAGAAAUAUUUCCAGGAUCAAAGUGGAGGCAUGAGAAGGCGUCCUUGGACAUGUUUGACUACCUGGUGCGUGUGAACAAUUUGAAGCCAGUGAUGGUAGAACAUGGCCUGGUCCUUCCUGAUGACCUGGUCUUUAUCAAGGAGCUGAUUUAUGGACCCGUGGACACUAAUGCACACAACCAGGAGUGGCAAUAUGAGGGCAGGCCAGUUGGGAAAUCCUUCCUCUAUGAGAUAGUUUCCAACAAGAGGAACGGCAUUGAUGUGGACAAGUGGGACUACUUUGCCAGGGACAGCUACCACCUGGGCAUCCAGAACAACUUUGACUACCAUCGCUCCCUCAAGUUCACCCGUGUGUGUGAGGUGGAGGGGAGGAAUCAGAUCUGUUACCGAGACAAAGAAGUGACUAAUCUGUACGACAUGUUCCAAACCCGCAACUGUCUCCAUAGAAGAGCCUACAAGCACCCAGUGACGAAGGCCAUAGAACUAAUGAUUACAGAUGCCUUUGUCAAGGCAGACAAUCACAUCCAUUUUGAAGGUUCAGGGGGCAGGACAUUCAAGAUGUCCGAAGCAAUAGAGGACAUGGAAGCCUACACUAAACUCACUGACCACGUUUUUGAGCAGAUCCUGCACUCAACAAGCGAUGAUCUGAAAGAUGCAAGAGAGAUCCUGCAGAACAUCACCAAACGACGCCUCUACAAGUUGUUGGAAACGACUCAGGCUGAAAGUAUCUCAGAGGAAAAAUUGGAGGAGUUGUGUCAGAGAGAAAAUUGUGUCAAAGAGGACCUUAUUUUGAAUAAAUUCAAGAUGGACUGGGGUAUGAAUGAUGACAACCCCAUUGACCAUGUCCGUUUCUUCAAUAAACGAAACCCAAACCAUGCCUUCCAGAUCCAACAGCAUCAGGUGUCCAGUCUGCUGCCAGCCCGGUUUUCAGAGCAGUGGAUCAGAGUCUACUGUAAGAAGACUGAUGCAGAGAUUGUGGAUGGAGGAGAUGUUUAACAAUCCCCUAUACUACAGGGUGAAGAUGAGAACGCUCCAGGAGAAUGGCAGUUGUGUUAUUUACCAUUCGAGCGACUAGAUAGUGAUGAUGAAUGUUAAAAAUGCCCUAAACAUUAACUUAAUCCUAGAGAACUAAGUAAUAUGGUUCCAUCUGGUACAUACAGUUUGGUUUUCAACACUGCGAAUAAUGCAGUUCUUCAUAACAAGCACGAAAUUAUCCUUUAUUUGUUAAGUAGAUUUAAGCAUUAAAGGUGUUGGUGGUAGGGGUAGACAGUAUUUUAAUCUGAAUAUAGAUAUUGCAUGUGCAGAGUGUACUGUAAUUGUUCUUUGAUCAUGGUGUGAAAUAAAAAUUAUCCAAUAAACAAAACAAUACUAAAUAAAAAAAGUGAAUCUGAA